AUGGCAUCUCCAACUCGCUUCAAGCUGAUCUUCCACGUCCCGACGACCGCUCUCGAGGCCUGCAAAGCGGCUAUCUUUGCAGCUGGCGCCGGCAAGUAUCCUGGACCCGGGAACUACACCGAAUGCUGCUUCACCACCGUUGGAACAGGCCAGUUCCGACCCGGAAACUCGGCGAACCCGCAUAUCGGCAGCGUAGGGACGCUCGAGCAGGUCGAGGAAGCGAAAGUCGAGACGCUCUGUGUUGGUGAAGAGGUUGUUAAAAAGGCCGUUGCUGCGCUGAAGCAGUGA
Messenger RNA from Trichophyton benhamiae CBS 112371, 288 nucleotides. RefSeq lists its product as uncharacterized. The transcript has a single exon. NCBI's taxonomy places the organism in Eukaryota, Fungi, Ascomycota, Eurotiomycetes, Onygenales, Arthrodermataceae. The record is from RefSeq and is a predicted model, not a curated record. Bases 1 to 288 code for a protein of 95 amino acids.